AUGCCCGCUACAGUUGCGCAGAUUCUCGCGCCUUACGAAGACCAACCGGAGCUCGUGGAGCGUAUAGCAUGGCGAACGGUACACCCUCCCAUUACCAUAAUUGAGCCCAACCCAGAAUGGCCGCACCGGUUCGAAGACGUCAAAGAGCGGAUUCAAAAGGCCUUGGGGCCCUUGAUCUUGGAUAUCGCUCAUUCCGGCUCUACCAGUGUUCCUGGCCUACCAGCUAAAGACAUUAUCGAUGUUGAUCUGUCACUGAAAGAUGCAACGGAUGAGGCAUCCUAUGUGAAGCCUCUGGAAGAGGCAGGCUUCCGGUUCCUCCUCCGCGAGCCGCGAUGGCACCAGCACCGGUUUUUCGUGGAGAAUUGGCCCAAAGCCUAUCACGUCAAUCUCCACGUGUGGGGCCCCGACUCGCCCGAGGUUGUCCGACAUCGUAUCUUUCGCGAAUGGUUACUCAAAACGCCAGCCGAUAUAGAACUGUAUGCCAAAGUGAAACGCGAAGCGGCUGAAGAGACGGCUUUAGCUGGAGAUUCGAUGAUGGAAUAUACCAAACGGAAAGAUAAAACGAUCCAAGAGAUCCUAGAAAGAGCAUUCCGUGAUUUGGGCUACAUUGAAUGA
Penicillium riverlandense is the source of this 615-nucleotide messenger RNA. Its product is annotated as GrpB family protein. The transcript has a single exon. The coding region runs from base 1 to 615 and encodes 204 amino acids. NCBI's taxonomy places the organism in Eukaryota, Fungi, Ascomycota, Eurotiomycetes, Eurotiales, Aspergillaceae. The record is from RefSeq and is a predicted model, not a curated record.